Knipowitschia caucasica is the source of this 894-nucleotide messenger RNA. NCBI's taxonomy places the organism in Eukaryota, Metazoa, Chordata, Actinopteri, Gobiiformes, Gobiidae. The record is from the annotation of a GenBank genome assembly.
AUGUACCCCUUCAGUGUUCCCACCAGCCUUCCGGCGUUCGACCUGGGAACUCGAAUCACGGCUCCACAUCUGCACAAGAGAGACUUUUCCAGCAGUGACCUCUCCGUAAUGUCUGCUCUUCCCACCUCCAGUUGGGAGACGAGGUGUCUCAGAAAACACCGGCGAAGAAGUGAUGACGAGGUGUGCAGUGCCAAGCGCAGACGCCUCAUGGAGACAGAGGGGGCGCUCUCUGAGUGCUGCGCUCCUCGUCCGUCAGCAGAGUGGGUGAGAGGGGCUUCCCCUGUGCCCCCCUCUGGUGACCCCCCUGUCUCACACGUUCCUCCUGCCCCUGAUGACAGCACACAUGGCUCCCACAGCGCACACAUGGAGGUGGAGGCGGCUCAGCGGAGGCUGCGCGAGAUAGAAGAGCGAAUCACUCUGGAGGACGACUCUGACUCGGAGCUGGAGGUGGAGGUGUGCCCCCGCAGGCCGGUGCUGGUACUGUCUGACAGUUUGAAGGAGGGUCUGCAGAGGGGCCUGAGCGACAUCCUGCCCCACACUGUGGCCCAGUCUGUGAGCCACUCGUGUAUGGAGCUGGUUCUAUGGCGGCCCCCAGACGAGCCCUUCAACCACAAGGCCCAGCAACAGCAGCAACAGCAGCAUCAGCAGCAGCAUCAGCAUCAGCAGCAACAGCAGCAGCAGCAUCAGCAUCAUCAUCAGCAGCAUCAUCAUCAGCAGCAUCAUCAGCAGCAUCAUCAUCAGCAUCAUCAUCAGCAGCAGCAGCAUCAGCAUCAUCAUCAGCAGCAGCAUCAGCAUCAGCAGCAGCAGCAGCAGCAGUAUCCGCCCACCCCUUGCCCCUCGCCCGCCGCCCUCAGAGACGCUCCAGAGCCGGGCGAGGAGGACAUGGAGAUGUGA